AAAUUCGUAUAUUUAUUAUAAACGGGCCCAAAGGCAACCGCCCCUGGGUUGGCAAUGGGGAUGAAAGUGAUUACAGACUGGCAGGUCUGUAAGGUAUUUGGCGCGUCAUCUAUAACGCACUGACAGAAGAGAAUCCAAACCUGUAAGAGACACACCACAACAGAAACACUCACUCGAUGAGCAAGAUCUUGGCAAGAGUCUCUCGACAAGUACUCGAUGCAAAUGUGUUCAGUUGUUUUUUCUCUCAUUACGUGAUAGUUUUUCAAACAAGAAUUUUAAUCAAAGAAAUAUAAACCUGCUAAAGAUCAGAAUGUUGCAGCGACUAAUGACACGUGGAGUGACAAUCUGUAGAAGGCACUUGCCCAAUGGCAGGGAAAGGAUUACUGCACUCUCAGGACGGUCAUUUGGCAUUAAUACUGAUAGUCCCAGCUAUAAAUUGAAUUCUGAAGACUGUUCGGGAACCCUAGCAGAUGUUGUGAGGAAGAUACGUGAACGAAAUGGAGUAGAGAUAGGCUACCACUCCAUACCGAAACCACGAGAUCAUCUAUUGAAGUUUCAACCGAAGUUCGAGGAUUUGCCAGCGCGAAGCAUGAUGGACUCCUUUACGACGGCAGUGCUGCCGCUUAGCUCGGAUGAGGUAAUCCGUGAGCGUUAUAUUAAUCACUUGGGUCGCGUACGAUUGGGACGCAUCAUGGAAGAGCUGGAUAUGUUUGCCGUCUGGCUGUGCCAUCGUCAUGUCCAGUUGCCAGAUCUACCCAAAGAUGUGCCACUGCCAUAUACAUUUGUCACCCUGUUGGUUGACAAGGUGGAGUUCUUCAAUAUCGAGCAAUUGAAGGCCAAUCAGGAUAUUUCAUUCAGCGGUCAUGUCUCAUGGACGGGUCGUAGCUCCAUGGAGAUAACUAUAUAUGUCAGACAAUUGACUGGUGGCCAUUAUAUCGAUGUGACCAAGGCCCUGUUCCUGAUGGUUGCUCGAAAUGCUACCAACACGGGGCCGGCGCCGGUUAAUCCUCUCAAACCAAUUGGCGAGCUUGAAGAGUUGGCCUGGAAAGAAGCAGAUCUAAGGCAAAAACAACGUCGCGAGACCCAAUCAGAAUCCGUGUUCAAUUCACCGCCCAGGGAACACGAACAGACCAUCAUGUAUGGGCUACUGAAGAGGACCACACCACCCGACAGCAUGGAUCUGAAUAGACGCAUAUUGCCAGCAAAAUGCCGUUGGAUGGAGAAUUCCCAGCAGACUUCAAUGUUAUCUCCAUUUCCGGAAAACCGCAAUGCCCAAAACACAAUCUUUGGAGGCUACAUCAUGCGAGAAGCUGUCGAGAUUAGCUUCAUUAUGGCGAGCAUCUAUGUAGGCGGACGACCCAUUCUAAAAUGCAUCUCAGACAUUAGUUUCAUGAGUGCCGUUAAGGUGACUUCAUUUCUCCAGAUGACUGCCUAUGUGGUCUAUACGGCGCAAAACUAUUUACAAGUAAUGACGGUGGCCCAUGUCUGGGACACGCAGAGCGGCGAGGACAAGACCACCAAUGUCUUCUAUCUCACCUAUAAGGCAGACAAGAUUGUUGAUGAGGUUCUACCGCGUUCAUAUCGUGAGAUGCUUUGGUAUGUUCACGGCAGACGCAAACUCUUGGCGGCCCUCAAUCUUCAGCCCACCUACGAUCUCCCAGCGGAGGAGUCCUCAAAUGAAUCGGGAACGAAACUCAAUACUGUAAAUAAAUCUUAGUACACUUCAUCAUCUUAA
Molecule: messenger RNA, 1735 nt
Organism: Drosophila willistoni
Lineage: Eukaryota; Metazoa; Arthropoda; Insecta; Diptera; Drosophilidae
Product: acyl-coenzyme A thioesterase 9, mitochondrial
Exons: 2
Coding region: 311-1717 (468 amino acids)
Biological process (GO): acyl-CoA metabolic process
Cellular component (GO): mitochondrion
Molecular function (GO): fatty acyl-CoA hydrolase activity
Source: RefSeq, a predicted model, not a curated record